Messenger RNA from Acomys russatus (golden spiny mouse), 2338 nucleotides. RefSeq names its product TANK binding kinase 1 (gene Tbk1). Gene Ontology annotation, cellular component: cytoplasm. Gene Ontology annotation, molecular function: protein serine/threonine kinase activity; ATP binding. The transcript has 20 exons. The record is from RefSeq and is a predicted model, not a curated record. The coding region runs from base 176 to 2317 and encodes 713 amino acids. Gene Ontology annotation, biological process: peptidyl-serine phosphorylation. NCBI's taxonomy places the organism in Eukaryota, Metazoa, Chordata, Mammalia, Rodentia, Muridae.
CUCCGCAGUCCGGUGCGCUCCGUCGUCGCGGAGUGCGCACGCGCAGGCGCGCCCCGUCGUAGGUCACGUGCUCCGUGGCCCGGGCUGGCGAAGCCGGAAGUAGCCUGGGGCGCAAGAAGGCCCGGGAGCCACGGACACUCGGCAGGCGUAAGAAGAAGCGCCUGACCAAGCCGAGAUGCAGAGCACUUCUAACCAUCUGUGGCUUUUGUCUGAUAUCCUAGGCCAGGGGGCCACCGCAAAUGUCUUCCGUGGACGGCAUAAGAAAACUGGUGAUUUGUAUGCUGUCAAAGUAUUUAAUAACAUAAGCUUCCUUCGCCCAGUGGAUGUUCAAAUGAGAGAAUUUGAAGUGUUAAAAAAACUCAAUCACAAAAACAUUGUCAAAUUAUUUGCUAUUGAAGAGGAGACAACAACAAGACACAAAGUACUCAUCAUGGAGUUUUGUCCCUGUGGGAGUUUAUAUACUGUUCUAGAGGAGCCAUCCAAUGCCUAUGGACUACCGGAAUCGGAGUUUUUAAUUGUUUUACGAGAUGUGGUGGGUGGGAUGAACCACCUCCGAGAAAAUGGCAUCGUGCACCGCGACAUCAAGCCAGGAAACAUCAUGCGUGUCAUAGGGGAAGACGGACAAUCUGUGUACAAACUCACAGACUUCGGUGCCGCUAGAGAGCUAGAGGAUGAUGAGCAGUUUGUGUCGCUGUAUGGCACCGAAGAAUACUUGCACCCAGACAUGUAUGAGAGAGCAGUGCUAAGGAAAGAUCAUCAAAAGAAAUACGGGGCUACAGUUGACCUUUGGAGUGUUGGGGUGACAUUCUACCAUGCAGCUACUGGGUCGCUGCCAUUUAGACCUUUUGAGGGGCCUCGGAGGAAUAAAGAAGUGAUGUACAAAAUAAUCACUGGAAAGCCCUCAGGUGCGAUAUCUGGAGUACAGAAAGCAGAAAAUGGGCCAAUUGACUGGAGUGCAGACAUGCCUGUUUCUUGUAGUCUUUCUCGGGGUCUUCAGGCAUUGCUUACCCCAGUCCUUGCAAACAUCCUGGAAGCUGACCAGGAGAAGUGCUGGGGCUUUGACCAGUUCUUUGCAGAGACCAGUGAUGUGCUUCACCGCAUGGUGGUCCACGUGUUCUCGCUGCAGCAGAUGACAGCACAUAAGAUUUACAUUCACAGCUACAACACUGCUGCUGUAUUCCAUGAGCUGGUUUAUAAACAAACCAAAAUUAUUUCUUCAAAUCAAGAACUUAUCUACGAAGGACGACGCUUAGUCCUAGAGCUCGGAAGGCUAGCUCAGCACUUUCCUAGAACCACAGAGGAGAACCCCAUCUUUGUCAUAAGCCGGGAACCCUUAAACACCGUAGGACUGAAGUAUGAAAAAAUUUCCCUACCUAAAGUACAUCCACGUUAUGAUUUAGAUGGUGAUGCUAGCAUGGCCAAGGCAGUGACGGGGGUUGUGUGCUAUGCCUGCAGAAUUGCCAGCACCCUGCUGCUCUACCAAGAGCUGAUGCGGAAGGGCGUCCGGUGGCUGAUUGAAUUAGUUAAAGAUGAUUACAAUGAAACUGUUCACAAGAAGACAGAAGUUGUGAUCACAUUGGAUUUCUGCAUCAGAAACAUUGAGAAGACUGUGAAAGUAUAUGAAAAGUUGAUGAAAAUCAACCUAGAAGCAGCAGAGUUGGGUGAAAUUUCAGACAUACAUACCAAACUGUUGAGACUUUCCAGUUCUCAGGGAACAAUAGAAAGCAGUCUUCAGGACAUCGAGAGCAGGCUAUCGACAGGGGGAUCGCUGGCUGACACCUGGGCACACCAGGAAGGCACCCACCCAAGAGACAGGAAUGUAGAAAAACUACAAGUCCUGUUAAACUGCAUCACAGAGAUUUACUAUCAAUUCAAAAAAGACAAAGCAGAACGCAGGCUAGCUUAUAAUGAAGAACAGAUCCACAAAUUUGAUAAACAAAAACUGUAUUACCAUGCAACAAAAGCAAUGACCCACUUUACAGAGGAAUGCGUUAGGAAGUACGACGCCUUUCUGGAUAAGUCAGAGGAGUGGAUGAGGAAAAUGCUUCAUCUCAGGAAACAGCUGCUGUCACUUACAAACCAGUGUCUUGAUAUCGAAGAGGAAGUGUCCAAGUAUCAGGACUACACUAACAAGUUGCAAGAAACUCUGCCUCAGAAAAUGCUUGCAGCCUCCAGCGGACUCAAGCAUGCCAUGGCCCCGGUCUACCCUAGUUCUAACACCUUAGUGGAGAUGACUCUUGGUAUGAAGAAGUUAAAGGAAGAAAUGGAAGGCGUGGUUAAGGAGCUGGCUGAGAACAACCAUAUUUUAGAGCGGUGAGUGGUGCGGCCCGGCUGAAGC